AUGAUACAUCAGAGUCUGGUGUUUAUCUUUUAUUACCUGCCAGAUCCCUCUGGAAACAGCCUCCAUGGAAUUCAUCAUCUGCAGUGUUUGUUUCAGGAUGCGAGAGAUGAAGGCAAUGAGAUGGAAGGCAACAGGAUGACGAAAUUAAGGAGGACAAGAAAGAAAGUCGCUAAAUCACAGAUUUCUUCAACUGAAAUAGGAGAAAUGGAUAUAUCCAACUCAAAAGAAAGGAUCAAAAAACAAGUGGUGUGUCACAAAGUGGGGGAUAUGAGCAAACCACCUGUGGGACAUGGCUCUGCUGACUCUCAUCUGCCACAAGAUGACAAAGACUUCCAGGAUUACAUACCUGUGAUAAAACUCUUGCCACUCGAAACAUCAGCCAGUGCUCCUGGUGGUGAAUUCAACCCAGACUCCAGCUAUACUGAUAACAACAGGGACAGCAAACAAGUGCCAGCAGUACCUCAACCCUCCUCUAGAAUGAAGCACAUUAAACAAGAGAUGGCCAAAAAUCACCUUCAGUUUGUGCGAUUUGAAGCAACAGAUCUCCAUGGAGUGUCCAGGUCUAAAAGUAUCCCUGCACACUUCUUCCAAGAAAAAGUGAUCCAUGGUGUUUUCAUGCCCCGAGGUUAUCUUGAAUUGGCACCGAAUCCUAAGGACAAUGAAGUGGAUCACAUAAGAGCAACAUGUUUUAACAGUGAUAUAGUCCUGAUACCGGAGUUAUCAACCUUUAGAGUUUUGCCGUGGGCUGAGAGAACAGCCAGAGUGAUCUGUGACACAUUCACUGUGACUGGUGAGCCUUUAUUGACUUCCCCGAGGUACAUCGCCAAGAGGCAGCUGAACCAGCUUCAAGACUCUGGCUUCUCCCUGCUCUCUGCUUUUAUCUAUGAUUUCUGUAUUUUUGGUGUGCCGGAGAUGAUCAAUUCGAAGACCAUAUCUUUUCCGGCUUCCACAUUGCUAAGUAAUCACGACCAGCCCUUCAUCCAGGAGCUGGUUGAUGGUUUGUACCACACUGGAGCCAGUGUGGAAAGCUUCUCUUCCUCUACCAGGCCUGGUCAGAUGGAAAUCUGUUUUCUGCCCGAAUUUGGCAUCGGUUCAGCUGAUAAUGCAUUUACCCUCAGAUCAGGUGUCAAAGAAGUGGCCAGGAAAUAUAAUUACAUCACUAGCUUUUUCUUUGAGACUGGAUUCUGCAACUCAGGUAUUUUGUCUCAUAGUCUCUGGGAUGUGGCAGGGAAGGAAAACCUGUUCUGCAGCAGUUCUGGAGCGGAGCAGCUCACGCUCAUCGGGAAGAAAUGGUUGGCCGGACUCUUGAAGCACUCUGCUGCGCUGAGCUGCCUGAUGGCUCCUGCCGUGAGCUGCCGAAAACGUUAUUCCAAGGAGGGUAAAGACCAGAAGGAGAGAGUGCCUACAACAUGGGGCUAUAAUGAUAACAGCUGUGCUUUUAAUAUCAAGUGUCACGGGGAGAAAGGCACCCAGAUAGAAAAUAAACUGGGCUCAGCAACCGCGAAUCCUUACCUGGUGUUGGCCGCGACGGUCGCAGCAGGUUUGGAUGGGCUUGGGAGCAGCGAUGGUGUCUUGGCCGGUCCAGAUGACAGCACGGAGCUUUACCCAUCGAAACCUUCCGAGAUCCCUUUGAAACUGGAAGAUGCCCUUGUGGCACUGGAGGAAGAUCAAUGUCUGAGACAGGCUCUAGGGGAAACCUUCAUUCGCUAUUUUGUUGCCAUGAAGAAAUAUGAGCUAGAAAAUGAAGAAACAGAUGCUGAGAGAAAUAAAUUCUUAGAGUAUUUUAUUUAGAAUGGAUCUCUUAACUAUUCCUUCAGAGGUGUGAUUUUUACUUAAGUAGCUGAUCUACCAAAAAGAAAAGAUUGGGUUUUGUAAUUGACAAUUAGAUUGCAUAUGCUUUUUUUUUUGCCCCCAUGGAAUAUUUGACCAAUGAAGUAGACUGCUGAGAGAAUUCUGAUAACAAUAAAGUUGUGGUGAAGAUAUAACAUGCAAACUUA
Artibeus jamaicensis (Jamaican fruit-eating bat) is the source of this 1997-nucleotide messenger RNA. It is a transcript of the gene LGSN, whose product is annotated as lengsin, lens protein with glutamine synthetase domain. Gene Ontology annotation, cellular component: cytoplasm; membrane. The coding region runs from base 1 to 1791 and encodes 596 amino acids. The transcript has 5 exons. The record is from RefSeq and is a predicted model, not a curated record. Lineage: Eukaryota; Metazoa; Chordata; Mammalia; Chiroptera; Phyllostomidae. Gene Ontology annotation, molecular function: glutamine synthetase activity.